AUGUCUCUUCACCCGAAUCCUAACACAAGUUUCUUUCGAAAGAGAUUGCUGUUUAAUGCUCGGCUGCCAGAGCGUGGAGCUGCAUUCAGUUUUUACUGUUGGGGCAGGAGACACGUUGUCCUUACAACACCUUCGAUGGUCAGAAGCUUGUUUAAGCAACGCCAGUCCACCUCAGCAGAGCCAUGCAUCAACUACCUACUGGACAACAAUUUUGGCUCAAACAGCCGUGCACGCAAACCUGGCCGAGAAGGCACUUAUCAUGGCGAAGCAGCAAAGUGGGCAAAGCUUCUAACAGACGAGCCAUAUCUCACCGAUCUAUCUUCCUUACUGGUCAAGGAAAUCGAACGAACUGCCCCAUCCCUGGUCUCAUUCACCUCCAGUGUUGUAGACCAAUGUCAAUGGGAAAGAACAGCUGGUGUAACUCUUCAAAAUGAAGAUGGUGAAGAAAGAAUAUGCAUAACCAAGCUAUACUCUUUGAUAAGUGGUUUCGUUGGGUCAACCUCCAUCAAUCUCUUAAUGGGGAAAACUCUGCUUGAUGUUUAUCCUAACAUUUUACCCGAUAUCUCCAUACUCAAUAGCAAAUUCAAUGCUAUGUUGCUUGGAAUUCAGCGGUGGAUUCCUUUCCCCGGCCUUGUCAAUGCAUAUCUCGCUCGCAGGCGCCUGCUAGUAUGUCUGACAGUUCAAAAUGCCGUGUUUAGCCAGAUAGAAAAUGGACAAGAACCUGAGGCUGUCUGGCGGGAUUUAGACGAUAUUUCUGCCGCAGUUCAGGCCCGAAUGCGAAUGCGCAUCCGCAAUGGUUAUUCCGCCGAAUAUGCAGCCGCGGAAGAUUUGUCUUUGUUAUGGGCAGUUACUGCCCGCGCCGGUGCCUUGGUAUUUUGGAACCUUGUUCACAUACUCGCCGACCCCAAGUUACACGCAGAAAUUUUGCAUGAAAUUGGCCCCUAUGCAAUACUCAAACGCUCGAGUCCCGGUGAAAGCUCUUUUGGCCUACCAGAACCUCCACGGGUGUCAUUGGAUAUUGAUAGGCUCAUUGGAUCUUGUCCUUUGCUGAUGGCUACUCAAAAAGAGACCAGCCGACUCUACUCAACCCCUUAUACCUACCGAAAGGUUACCUCCGAUAUUAACCUUACCGAGUCCGACGAGGAUGCAUCUUUCAAUUCUAGAGUAGCCCUGGGCUACCAUUUAUCUGAGGGCGAUUUUGUUGUCAUACCCCACUCUUUGCGAAAUAGGGACCCUCUUUACAACAAGUCGCCUGACAGCUUUGAUCCACGGCGGCACCUUACCGAGAUUUCUCAGGCUGAUGAAUUGGAAGAAAAGGAAGAUUCACAAAGCGCCGUAGAUGAGGAUAUACAAGAUUGCCCAGCAGGUUGGGAUGAUCCAGUUUCCAUUUGGUGGAAGUUAGAACAGAAGAAAAUUAUUGGCACCUUAGCCGCCAUUUUGGUAACCUGGGAUAUCAAGCCUACGAAGGGGGACAACUGGCAAGUUCCUAACCGGAGAGGCGGAAGCUUGAUUGAUGAACCAAGAGAUUUACAGGUUAUGCUAAAGAUGAAAGCCUAG
This is a messenger RNA of Nannizzia gypsea CBS 118893, 1557 nucleotides long. RefSeq lists its product as hypothetical. The record is from RefSeq and is a predicted model, not a curated record. The transcript is spliced from 3 exons. Gene Ontology annotation, molecular function: oxidoreductase activity, acting on paired donors, with incorporation or reduction of molecular oxygen; monooxygenase activity; iron ion binding. Bases 1 to 1557 code for a protein of 518 amino acids. NCBI's taxonomy places the organism in Eukaryota, Fungi, Ascomycota, Eurotiomycetes, Onygenales, Arthrodermataceae.